CACCCACGCCCGCUCGCGCGCCAUCUAGGCAUCUCGCUCGCAACGUGCGCCGUUCUCCUCGCCUCGUUCGUCCUCUUCCUUCUCGUUGGCCUCUCGCUCCCCAUCAUCAAGAGCAUAUACCUCUUCACGAUCACCUUCGCGCAGAACCCGGACCAACCCGUCACCUCAGUCGCGAACCAGCUUCGCCUUGGCGUUUGGGGCCUUUGCGCGAUGAGCCCGCUCGACCCGCCCGGCGGCGGCGAGUGCUUCGGACCCAUGAUCGGAUAUACGAUCCCCCCGGAGGUGGUCGCGCUCAUCGGCGAGCCCGAUAUCACUCAGGACGUCAGCAAAGGUGUCACCGCGCUCCUCGUCCUCCACCUUGUCGCCGCAGGGCUCGCGUUCAUCGGCAUGUUCACCUCCCUCUUCCUCGAGUCCCAUGCCCUGUGCAUCGUAUCGCUCGUCACCACCAUCUUCACGCUCAUCGUCGGCCUCGUCGUUUUCGGGGUCGACCUCGCGCUCAUCCUCAUCGGAAAGUCGCGCAUCGGACCCUUGACGGACUUCAACUAUGUCGCGAACUGGGGACCGGCGUUGUGGAUGGUGCUCGCGGGCGUCGUCCUGAGCUUCGUUGGGAUGAUCCUCAUGAGCGUUGUGGUAUGCGAGUGUUGCGGGGUAGGGAGGAGGCAC
Molecule: messenger RNA, 663 nt
Organism: Trametes versicolor FP-101664 SS1
Lineage: Eukaryota; Fungi; Basidiomycota; Agaricomycetes; Polyporales; Polyporaceae
Exons: 1
Cellular component (GO): cell division site; growing cell tip; plasma membrane
Source: RefSeq, a predicted model, not a curated record